Messenger RNA from Phoenix dactylifera (date palm), 1192 nucleotides. RefSeq lists its product as uncharacterized. The record is from RefSeq and is a predicted model, not a curated record. Lineage: Eukaryota; Viridiplantae; Streptophyta; Magnoliopsida; Arecales; Arecaceae.
AUGCCUCGCACCGACACUGCUCUGGGCACCGACCGGAAGCGGCAGCGGACCGAUAAAAUAGCUGAAAUUUCUAAAAUGCCCCUCCCACGUGGGAAAAGACCUGGGCGAUAUAUAGCGUGCGGUCUGUUGUUUCUAACGUUCGGCUCUUCGGACGCGGCAAGAGGAGAGAGCCGGCGGUCUUCUAGAGAGCGGCCAUGGAAGAAAAGACCCCAAGCUUCAAGAAUCCGAUCUGCAGAGAGUACCAGGGCUACAAGAAGAAGGUUCACUUGGUGGCGUGGAGUUGUUUGGGCACCAAGCUCGCGUCUGGCUUUGCUGAUCACAGCGGCUAUGGAAGAGAAGACCCCAAUCUUCAAGAACCGGAUCUGCAGAGAGCACCAGGGCCACAAGAAGAAGGUUCGCUUGGUGGCGUGGAAUUGUUUGGGCACCAAGUUCGCGUUUGGCUUUGACGAUCACAGCGGCUAUGGAAAAGAAGACCCCAAGCUUCAGGAACCCGAUCUGCAGAGAGUACCAGGGCCACAACAAGAAGCAGGUACAGUUGAGGUACUGGCUUAUCAAUCUCUUAAGGUGCUUCACACCUUGGUGGAUUAUACAGCAGGUUGCUAUAAUAUCGCAACUGAUCCCAUUGGAAGUGUUCAGACUGGAUGGUAGGUGCAUUAGAUCUUCCGUAAGGCUGCAAUGAACAGUGUGGAGUGGAACCCUAAAUAUAAUUUGCUGGCAUAUGCAGGAGACCAUAAGAACAAAUACCAAGCUGACGAAGGUUCGCUUUAAUGUGUCCUUUUUCUUUUCCUUUCACCUUUUCACUCUGUUUCUGUAUGUAUUUUUUUUCCAAAUCUAGGAGAACGAAUGGUUGCUUCUUGAGUUUUCUAGGGAAGAAGGGGAGGGAAGGAUGCAAACAAGCAGUGUCAAGCUGAGUAUCAGGCUGCUUGGCUCCAGGGGUGCUGGCUCCAGGGGUGCUAUGGAUUUAGGUCAACCUGAACCAAUUUUGUUGGGUUGGUUUUGUUCUGGUUUUAGAUGGAUUGGGUCAUUCUAGUGCUGAUUUUUUUUCGAAACCUGGUUGGAUUAGGUCUGGUCCAGGUUGAGGGGUUGGGUAGCUUGACCCAACCUGAUCCACGUAUGCAAACUAUUUGUUGGAUUGGAGUUUGUGAAAUUGGAGAAUUUCCUUCAUUAUUAUUCUCUUUUACUUUCCUUUCCA